AUAGUGAGCGACGAACUCUUGGCCUACUUCGAAACUUUCAUUAACCUCUGGCUCCUGACCCCUAUCACCGGGUUUGGAGUGGUCACGAAUCUGCUCAACAUCUUGGUGUUUUGGAGACAGGGCUUCAAAGACGGGGUCAACAUCUCCAUGACGACCAUCGCCUGCUGGGACUUGCUCAAAUGUGGGACAGGACUCAUCCAUCGCAUGUACGGACCGGUCGGUCUUGUGUCAACUGCUGCGGCUAUUUCCUGGCAGAACAUUACGUUUCCUGUCGCCUCCUACACUCCAAUCUUUGCUGGCUACGUGUCUUACGCCCUCACCACAUACGUCUCCAUCGAGCGGUGUCUUUGUGUCAGUAAGCCCUUCACCGUCAAGGCGUUGUUCACGCCCAGGCUCACUUUUUGCGCCAUCGCAACGAUUUCCAUUGUGGUUUUCGGCUCGUAUGUCGUCAUGUACUUCAUCCACGAGAUCGCCUUCGUUUUUGCGCCAAAUUUUAACACAACCGUAGCCAUCUACAGAUAUACCAGUUUCUUUUUUGCCAACCAGGCUAUCGUCAUGGUCUAUUACAAAUACGUUGGGAUACUUCUGCCUUUUGCCAGCUUCACAGUGCUUUGCCUGUGUUCAGCUACCACAGUUUAUCAACUGAGAAAAUCCUCGAGAUUACUUCACAAGGAGAAAAAUGGAACUACUAGGAAUUCUGAGUUUUCCCGAAAGAUUAAAUCGGGAAUAUCCCUUAGAGAGAAGCAAGUGGUCAAGAUGCUCCUGGCUGUCGUAAUGGUCAACAUCGGGAACCUGUUUCCUAGGAUCGUCUUCUACGUGGCACAGCUCGUCGAGCCUGAGCUGUAUCUGCUGCGCCGGUACCACAACAUGUUCGGUGCUGUCGCAGUGUGGCUGUUUGUUCUGGACAUUCUCAAGGCGUCGAUCAACUUCUUUCUGUUCUUGUCUAUGGGUUCGCUUUUUAGAAUCAAAUUCUAUGCUAUGUUUGGCAGCUGGGGGAGGCCUGGUAAAAUAUGA
Lymnaea stagnalis (great pond snail) is the source of this 1014-nucleotide messenger RNA. Lineage: Eukaryota; Metazoa; Mollusca; Gastropoda; Lymnaeidae. The record is from the annotation of a GenBank genome assembly.